AUGACAACUGCCUUGCUUUGUAACAUGAUAUUUCUGCUGGCAUUUGGAUUGGCUUCAGCUUUCAGCCACAGCCCUAGGACCCCUGACAGGGUUUCUGAAGCAGAUAUACAGAGGCUUCUCCAUGGGGUUAUGGAGCAACUGGGCAUUGCCAGACCCCGGGUGGAGUAUCCGGCGCACCAGGCUAUGAAUCUAGUUGGUCCUCAGAGCAUUGAAGGUGGUGCGCAUGAGGGUCUCCAGCACUUGGGUCCUUAUGGCAAUAUCCCAAACAUCGUGGCUGAGCUGACAGGAGAUAACGUACCAAAGGAUUUCAGUGAAGAUCAAGGAUAUCCUGACCCUCCAAAUCCCUGCCCUAUUGGAAAAACAGUUGAUGAUGGCUGUCUAGAAAACACCCCAGACACAGCAGAGUUCAGCAGGAACUACCAGCUGCACCAACACCUUUUUGAUCCAGAGCAUGACUAUCCCAACACAGGCAAGUGGAGCAAGAAUUUACUCUUUGAGAAGAUUAAUGGUGGUCCAAAAAGAAGAAAGAGGAGUGUGAACCCGUAUCUGCAAGGACAGCGACUGGAUAAUGUUGUAGCAAAGAAGUCUGUUCCACAAUUUUCAGAUGAAGACAAGGGUCCUGAAUAAGUACAAUAAAAAUGAAUGAUGAAAACUCAUGCCAUCCUCUGCUAGAUCAUGAUAUUGCUUAUGUAUAAUCAUCUAUUAAAAUCCUUGUGAAUGGCAGCAUGUUUAUUAUUUAUAUAAUUGUAGAUGAAAAACAGCUGUAUUUAUAACAGUACGUUCUCCUAGAUAACAAAAAUAUGGUUCUGCUUUUUGUUAAGUUACGGUAAAAGGACAUUUCUGUUGUUUUUAUUUUAGUCAUGGAGCAAACUUUAAAAAUGUUAGUCAUUUUAAUAGCUAAUGUGAGGUAAAUGGUCUCAAUGAGCAGCUUGUAAAUAGGAAGAUGUAAAAAAAAUGCUCGGUCCAACUCCAGCAUCUAAUCUUAAAUGUUACUAUGUUUGACACGUGAAAAUUAUAGUUUUAUGUUUUGUUCACAAAUAUUGUUUCUUAGCAAAGACAAAGUAUUUAUUUUACCCAGAGAAUUUUGGCUUUUGGUCCAUUUUAAUAAACAUUUUAAGCAAUCUACAAGGUUUGCAAAGUGACAUUUUCCAAAAUAUUUCAGAGGCUCAUUUGUCUCAGUUAUUGCUGUGCAAAUUUAAAAAUUAAAGAAUUGCUUUUUGAUUCUAUCCACUGGAAUAUUUUUCUGUUAGUUUUAAUCUUUCCAUGUCCACAACUUUCCUGAACACUUGCACAUCUUUCUUCCUUAUCAAUGGUGCUGUUGUGUGGAAAUUAAUCUCCCCCGCUGUUCUUUGUCUUAGUAACAGCAGCAUUUGUGCAUUAUAAAGUUCUUAAAUUAUGAGU
This is a messenger RNA of Cariama cristata (Red-legged seriema), 1401 nucleotides long. RefSeq names its product secretogranin V (7B2 protein) (gene SCG5). Gene Ontology annotation, biological process: neuropeptide signaling pathway; regulation of hormone secretion. Gene Ontology annotation, cellular component: secretory granule. NCBI's taxonomy places the organism in Eukaryota, Metazoa, Chordata, Aves, Cariamiformes, Cariamidae. The transcript is spliced from 6 exons. The record is from RefSeq and is a predicted model, not a curated record. The coding region runs from base 1 to 627 and encodes 208 amino acids. Gene Ontology annotation, molecular function: enzyme regulator activity.